Molecule: messenger RNA, 396 nt
Organism: Dioszegia hungarica
Lineage: Eukaryota; Fungi; Basidiomycota; Tremellomycetes; Tremellales; Bulleribasidiaceae
Source: the annotation of a RefSeq genome assembly
AUGAACGCACUAACAAUUCUAUUCCUAUUCGUACCAGUAUUAGUAGCAAUCCUACUGAUGACUAACGUACUAUUAGCAGCACACCGACCGGACACAGAAAAAGUGACUGCCUACGAAUGUGGGUUCUCACCUAUCUACGGUCAAACACGGGCUCCAUUCAGUAUUCAAUACUACUUAGUGGGAAUCCUCUUCUUAAUUUUUGAUCUGGAAAUUCUACUAAUGUACCCUAUCGCAGUAACACUAUACAGUGUUUCUAUUUACGGGUUCUGGAUCGCCAUCAUUUUCUUCACUGUACUUACACUCGGUUUCGUAUACGAAAUCGGUACUGGAGUACUUUACUUCACUGACCAACGAUCAGCUAUUAACCGAACAACUAUCGUUCAAGACCAAUCAUAG